This is a messenger RNA of Phalacrocorax carbo (great cormorant), 777 nucleotides long. NCBI's taxonomy places the organism in Eukaryota, Metazoa, Chordata, Aves, Suliformes, Phalacrocoracidae. The record is from RefSeq and is a predicted model, not a curated record.
AUGUGCGAGGAGCAUGUUGGAAAGAGUGGGGUGGGAGAAGGAGUGGUGGACUGGGAGAGGAAGAAGACUCUAAGAGGGUUGAGGCAAAAUGGAGGCAGCACGAACCCAGCAGAAAGAAGACAACAGGCAUCAAGGGCUGUGUGGUCAUGGUCUUGGUCUCACGAAUGGAUAGCUCAUGGAUACUUUGCCACUCCUGGCAAGACAGAACUUUCCAAGCUUGAGAUGUCAACUGGAUUUCCUCGUAAAAGUGGCAGCAACCACAGCAAGAGCAAUGGGCCAUUGCCAGGGACACAUGAAUACACCUCUGUCCUCACUGUGCCCAAUGGAGGCCACUGGGGCAAGUGGGGGAGUUCGCAAUUUUGUCGUUAUGGCUGUGCCAAUGGAUUUGUGCUGAAGGUGGAGCCCUCCCAGUUUGGAAUUGAUGACACAGCUCUGAAUGCCAUACACCUGCAUUGUCAAGAUGACUCAGUCAUUGAGUCCUUGGUGGGGGUGUGGGGUACCUGGACCAUCUUCCAAAUUUGCCCUGGAGGCUACUUGAUCUCCUUCUCACUGAGAACGGAGAAGUCCCAAGGAGGAGGUGAUGACACAGCAGCAAACAAUGUCCGGUUCAGAUGCUCAGAUGCAACUGUGUUAGUAGGUGAUGGACUACUGUGGGGUAGAUUUGGCCCAUGGAGAAAAAGCUGCACUAUAUGUGGUCUCCAGACCAAGGUAGAGCCUCCACAGGGGCUUCAGGAUGAAGCAGCGCUCAACAAUGUGAAGUUGUUCUGCUAUAAAUGA